This is a messenger RNA of Anguilla rostrata (American eel), 2318 nucleotides long. RefSeq names its product uroplakin 1a (gene upk1a). Bases 515 to 1270 code for a protein of 251 amino acids. The record is from RefSeq and is a predicted model, not a curated record. Lineage: Eukaryota; Metazoa; Chordata; Actinopteri; Anguilliformes; Anguillidae. Gene Ontology annotation, cellular component: plasma membrane. The transcript is spliced from 7 exons.
UAAAUUGUAUUCGCACAGCGCCAUUUUACAGAAACACUGUCACAAAGACGCUUUACAGCAGCAAUAGAAAAAACAUUGUGCAAAAACCCGGCCUGAACCCCCAAAAAGGCGAGCAAAUUAAGUUUUAAAUAAUCCCCAGUAGGAAGAAAAACUCUCAAAUUGUGGCAGGAAUCUUUGGAGGAACCCGGUUAUACCGGGGAAGCCCAUCCUCCGGGGUUGGGUUGGUAGGCCGACACCAUUAACGUACACUCCCUAGAAAACAUGCCGCAACACAGUUUCUGUGUUGGUCCGCUGUAUCAUGCGUAAACACAACUGGUUUAGCCAGUCAAGUGUUUUGUCCACAGACCAGAUAAAGCAAACAGGUGCCUACCGUUAAUCGUUCCCUUGGGUCGGUUACCGCAUCUAGCUUGUUCAAGAUUUGAGUAAAAGUGUGGGCCUAUUGAUUUUUUUUCGAUAAUUUGUUAUUUUUAUAUUGAUCUGCUAUUACAGUUUUUGGCCUAAGAUACCGAGGACCAUGGCAGACGCGUCAGGCACCAAAGCGCUCAGGUGCCUUGUCAUCUUUGGAUGCGUGUUCACCGCUAUGUGCGGCUUGGCUCUCAUGGCCGUGGCCAUAUGGGUGGUGGUUGACCCGUUCAACCUGUACUCAAUAGCAGACGUGUCGGGGAAGGUCGACAUUUUCGCGGGGGGCUGGAUCGCCAUAUUCACGGGCUUCGCCUUCUUCUGCGUGGCCUGCUUCGGCGUUUUCGCUGCCCACAGAAAAAGCCGCGGUGGGAUGCUGGUGUACCUCGUCUUGAUGCUGAUCGUCUACAUUUUCGAGUGUGCAUCGUGCAUCACUGCCGCGACUCACAGAGACUACCUGGUGGGCAACAGUAACCUGGUGAAGAAGCAGAUGCUGCAGUACUAUGCGGCUAACAGCACCGCUGGAGUAAAGAUCACCAAAACAUGGAACCAAGUCAUGGAAAAUGUGCAGUGCUGUGGAGCCGACAGUCCUCUGGACUGGAUCCAGUACACCUCCACCUACAACCAGAAUUUCGGUCCCGUCAACCAGUGGCCCUUCAGCUGCUGCAGGAGGAACGCCAACUUUGAGGUGAUGAACCUGGCGGCCUGCAAGAUCGGCCACAGCAGCAGCAUUUACACCCAGGGCUGCUUCCAGUACAUCCAGUCCAAGCUGAGCCUGUACACCUGGGCCAUUGGCUGGUACGGCUUUGCGGUCCUCAUGUUCGUGUUUAUCCACAUGUUGGUCGCCAUGGUGUACUACAUAAAGCUCUGAGAAAACGGCCCGCCCCCCCUCCCCCCAGAUCAAGUUGUGCCCCCUGCCUUCGAUGACUGCAUCCUGCUGCUUUCUCCAGCGCUGUGAAUAUUUUAAAAAUCCCAAAGAAUUCAACGAGCAAUACACCAGGGACCCCGCACAGCAGAGGCCAGAGAACAGCAAUGACAUAAAGCAUAAUGCAAUGGCAAGGCUGUGUACAUCUGCUUGACCAAUAGAUGCAAAAACUAUGGGCCAGUUUCACAGACACAGAUGAAAGCCUAGUCCGAGACUAAAGGCUCAAUUUUGAGUGAGGACUCGCCAUACGAAGCUCAGUUUAGUCUAGGAAGCUUAAACUGUGCCUGUGAAACCAGCCCUGUAUUUGGCACUGGAGUAUUGCAUUGUGUUGUAUUAUAUUGUCUUAAAGGAGAAUCUUCAGUUUACAUUUUGAAAAUCCUACAGCACAGUGGAGUUGCGUAUUGCAGCAGUUUAUCAUUGAAAUUCAGAAACGACACAAACAACCAUUUAUUUUUAAGUCGUUUGCAAUAAAGUCCUUGUUUUCAAACAUUUCAGCUUUUUAAAUUGAAUUCUGCUUGAUAAACGGGGGUGCAAGUGAAACCUCAAAAACAUUCGGAUUGGCAGGGUUGUGCUGUAUAUAAGUAUACAAGUUUGAAUAAUCAUUAUAAAAUUGACGACAAAAUUGAAUAACAUUGAAUUUGAUUUAAUUCACAAUUAAACCAGGCUAGUACUGAACAUGGGGAUCAUUGACAGUCCUAUGGUUUCGGUGGUCCCAAACAAGAAUAUUGUUGUGGCCCCAAAAUGCUCAAUGACUGCAUAAUGUUUAUGCCAGCGACCGGCCCACACAGGGAUAGUGGUGCAGUAUCACUUGUUAAACCGCAACUUGAGAUCAUUUAUUUUCUUGCUGUUGAAAUCAGAUCAUACUCAAAUGAGAUGUGUAACCAAAUUAAAUUGUUUUGAUUGAAGAGUGUGAAUGUGCAUUGCAACUGUACUCAUUAGAGUUUGUGGGUUUGUAUGGAUGUAAUCCUCAUUAAAUGUUUCUAUUUACAUUGCU